AUGGCCAAGCUCUCCCGUGGUGCCCCCGGUGGCAAGCUCAAGAUGACCCUCGGUCUCCCUGUCGGUGCCGUCAUGAACUGCGCCGACAACUCGGGUGCCCGUAACCUGUACAUCAUCGCCGUCAAGGGUAUCGGCGCCCGCCUGAACCGUCUCCCCGCCGGCGGCGUCGGCGACAUGGUCGUCGCGACCGUCAAGAAGGGCAAGCCCGAGCUCCGCAAGAAGGUCCACCCCGCCGUCAUUGUCCGCCAGGCCAAGCCCUGGAAGCGCUUCGACGGCGUCUUCCUCUACUUUGAGGACAAUGCCGGCGUCAUUGUCAACCCCAAGGGCGAGAUGAAGGGCUCCGCCAUCACCGGCCCCGUCGGCAAGGAGGCCGCGGAGCUGUGGCCCCGUAUCGCCUCCAACUCGGGCGUCGUCAUGUAA
Molecule: messenger RNA, 420 nt
Organism: Beauveria bassiana ARSEF 2860
Lineage: Eukaryota; Fungi; Ascomycota; Sordariomycetes; Hypocreales; Cordycipitaceae
Product: 60S ribosomal protein L23
Exons: 3
Coding region: 1-420 (139 amino acids)
Biological process (GO): translation
Cellular component (GO): cytosolic large ribosomal subunit; ribosome
Molecular function (GO): large ribosomal subunit rRNA binding; structural constituent of ribosome
Source: RefSeq, a predicted model, not a curated record